Thalassophryne amazonica is the source of this 2253-nucleotide messenger RNA. Its product is annotated as actin-related protein 2/3 complex subunit 1A. The coding region runs from base 330 to 1442 and encodes 370 amino acids. Gene Ontology annotation, cellular component: Arp2/3 protein complex; actin cytoskeleton. The transcript is spliced from 11 exons. Lineage: Eukaryota; Metazoa; Chordata; Actinopteri; Batrachoidiformes; Batrachoididae. Gene Ontology annotation, molecular function: actin filament binding. Gene Ontology annotation, biological process: Arp2/3 complex-mediated actin nucleation. The record is from RefSeq and is a predicted model, not a curated record.
GUUGUGGGUGAGACGUGAAGGAGGUUGUACACUUGACUUGAAUGUACCAUUAGCGUGAUGAUGCUAAGCUAGCUGUCAGUCAGACGUCCACACGAGUUUCGCUGCCGAGUUUGCUUCCGGAUGCUCCCGGUUGUAUCCCGCUAUCCGUCUUGACAUUCCCUCAACAUUCCUGGACGAAUUCGUGUCGACUGACCAGAGUCCGCGAAUUCGGGUCCACUCCUGAUCUAACCUGUUCAUUGCUAGCGUAACUUAGCUCGCCGGCUAACGUGAACGCGCACUAGGAAAACCGGACUGACGAGAGUCCCUCUUAAGGACCACACCCAGGCAAGAUGUCCCUACAUCAGUUUUUGUUGGAACCCAUCACCUGCCAUGCAUGGAACCGCGACAGGACACAAAUUGCUAUCAGUCCUAAUAACCAUGAAGUUCACAUCUACAAGAAGAGUGGCAGCCAGUGGGUCAAGACCCAUGAACUGAAGGAGCACAAUGGACAUAUAACAGGCAUUGACUGGGCCCCUAAAAGUGACCGUAUCGUGACAUGUGGAGCAGAUCGUAAUGCUUAUGUGUGGUCCCAGAAGGAGGGUGUAUGGAAGCCCACAUUGGUCAUCCUCAGGAUCAACCGAGCCGCCACCUUUGUGAAAUGGUCUCCACUGGAGAACAAGUUUGCAGUUGGCAGCGGAGCUCGACUCAUCUCUGUCUGCUAUUUUGAGUCUGACAAUGACUGGUGGGUCAGCAAACACAUCAAAAAGCCCAUCCGCUCCACCAUUCUCAGUCUAGAUUGGCAUCCCAACAACAUCCUACUGGCUGCUGGGUCAUGUGACUUUAAAUGCAGGGUGUUCUCAGCUUAUAUUAAAGAGGUUGAAGAGAAACCAGGUCCCACACCCUGGGGUAGCAAAAUGCCAUUUGGAGCUGUCUUAGCAGAGUUUGGAGGAGCAGGUGGAGGGGGUUGGGUUCACUCCGUUUCUUUCUCAGCCUCUGGUAACCGUCUGGCCUGGGUCAGCCACGACAGCACUCUCACUGUGGUGGACAGCUCGAAGACUGCCAGUCUUUCACAGCUGAAGACAGAGUUCCUUCCUCUCCUCAGUGUCAUUUUUAUUUCAGAGAACAGUCUAGUAGCUGCGGGCCACGACUGUUGCCCCAUGCUGUUCCGUUGUGACGAUGGUGGAACAUUGACAUUUGUGUCAAAGCUUGACCUCCCUAAGCAGAGUAUUCAGAGGAACAUCUCUGCCAUGGAGCGCUUCAGGAACAUGGACAAGAGAGCCACCACCGAGGACCGUAACACUGCCCUGGACACACUGCACCAGAACAGCAUCACCCAAGUGUCUAUCUACGAGGGAGACAAAAGGGAUUGUCGUAAAUUCUGCACUACCGGCAUUGAUGGCGCAAUGACCAUUUGGGAUUUCAAGAGUCUAGAAGCUUCGAUCCAGGGUCUCCGCAUCAUGUGAAGAAAUUUUGAAUGAAGAGACGUUGCGGCCUCACUUUACUUCCUCACACCCAGACUUAACCCCUCUUUCAAGCUCACCUUCUUCUCUCUCAUGACGCAGCCAGAAUUGCACAUAACUGACCACCGUAACGAGUGUCUGCUGAAGCACUGAUCAGAGCGGAACACACCCUUGUGGACGUGUUCAUACACACACGCACGAUACACAUACAUAAACUCACUGAGCUGACGUGUGACAUCACUGUUGAUUUGGGGUGUUUUUUUUCCUUGGGGGUUUUUUGUUUGUUUUUUGGUUUGCUUUGUUUUUGAUUUUUGGGUUGUUUUUUAAAUGAAGGUUAACCAGGUGUCAAGGUGGGAAGGUCCUCUGACACGUAUUAAACGUGGCGUGAAAUGUGAUUUUAUGUUCUCUAACCUCCUGUACCAAAUGUUGAACACUAAAAGGUGCAUUUUAUCCAAAACUCAGACUGUACAUCACCUCAGGUUAACCAUAACGUGAUCUCCGAAUAUCGCUCUUUAUAGACUAGAGCACGGGCGGGGUUUACUUCCUGGAGGAUGGUAAAUAUCUUGCAGGUAGUGAACUCAUUGUUUAGUUUAGGGCCCGGGUAAUGAUAUUCUGAGCUGACGCUGUUGGUUGACAGCAGACAGAAGGCUGAAUCGGUUCUGACAGUGGAGAGACGCAGCCGUUGGCGCAGAGUCACGGCCACCACAAGGCUCUGUAGCUACAACACAACCUACACAAGAUGGAGGAUUUCUUUGUAACUGAUCAUGAGGUAGAUAUGAAAUAAAAAUGAAGUACAUUUACAGUACACAACUCA